CCAACUUCCAAUUAUCAUGGAUAUUGGAAAUUCAACUAAGAGAAAUCAACAAAAGGUCAGGCUACAUCAACUGCUUAAGUCCACUAAAGGAUUAACUCGUUCCGAAUUUGAUGAAUUUAGUAGACAAAUGUGUGAAAGAAGCCUUUAUCGACUGAAACCACUUCCCGGAAGGGAAUUUAAUUUUAAGCUUUGCAAAGUUAUCAUCUGUCAGGUACUUGAACAAUUUAUGUCAAACUACAAAGGUGAUAAAAAUAAUCACGUGAGAAGUAGACAAGAAUCACAAUCGAACGAGUUUUUAUGUAAUUUAACCAAUCGACUACGUCAAAUGACUGUAAUACAUCUGAAAGCGUUUGAUAUUAAAAAUGGAGGCCGAUAUAAACUAAUUGUUUAUGUAAUACAAACAAAUUAUCCAGAAGGAAAAUCAUCAUUAUCUAGCACAAUGAUAGCAAGUUGUGGAUUAUUUAAUAUAGAAACAGACUAUUAUCUAUCUGAAACCAUAAGAACUAUUUUUGGUCAUUUAAUUGUAAUUGUUUACGCCUGUUAUCAUGAAUAAUACAUUUAAUGACUUCGUAUUAAUGAAUAAAUUUGUUAAUAUUUUCAAUUAAAAACCGAG
Messenger RNA from Schistosoma curassoni, 613 nucleotides. NCBI's taxonomy places the organism in Eukaryota, Metazoa, Platyhelminthes, Trematoda, Strigeidida, Schistosomatidae. The record is from the annotation of a GenBank genome assembly.